GUCAAUUCAAGUUUGACAUUUCGCUGUGUACUUCUAGCAGGCCACUCAUUUCGAAUGAAAUUCAAAAAUUGUUGUUAGGUUAUGUAGCAAUGAAAAUUAAAACAAUUAUUUUGGUUUUAUUUGUCGUUAAUUUUUCUUUUGCCCAGUCCAACGAGGCGGAAAUUGCGGAACAAAUCUAUAAAAAAUUGUUCAAACGCCAACGGGCCGAGCAACUUGAGGCAAUUAAGAGUUUCCGCAAAAUCUCAAGUUAUGAAAAACAGUAUUCCAUGAUAAUGCUCAUGGCUGAGAAAGUAUUCACUGUUAUUCAAGACAGUCGCGCGACAAUCGAAGCUUCACCAUACAUUCCUGGUGUGUCAGACUUCCCCCUAGAUGAUAGGAUCAAAGAUGCCUUAUCGAAUAUUUUGGAGAAUACGGCUCUAUUUUCUGAUAUCAUUUUACGAUUCCCCGACAUAUCUAUAUCAGUAUUAAAGACCAACAACAACUGGGACGUGUUACUACAAUGGAGCAUUGCGUUCUGCAACCAAGUCAGAUAUCUGCUGGACAACAGCACAAUAAAAGCCAUGUCUUUCGCCAGCCAGGAACUGAAUCACGUUGAACGAAAUCCAAACUAUUUCAAUCCCUACAGGAAGCAAGGACCGGAAUUAGACCAGGAAGGCAACCCCAGUAAAGCGAAAAAGAAAAAGAAGGAAAUCAAGAAAGGACCGCGCUUAUCCACGCAUUCAGAACUUUAAAAAAUAGGUCAAUAUACGACUGCUUCUACAAAAAAUGCUCAAUUUUUUUAAUGCAAGGCGUUCAACAAAUAAUUAAAUUUACCACACGUGUUAAUCUUUAGAUAUUUUAAUGCACCACACGUUUUUGUUUAUUACUGAUAUUGUUUAUAGUGAGAAAGUUCUUAUUACGCACUGUAGUUUAGUGAAAGAAGUCAGUAUUAAACAUAAACAGGAUUUUCGGGCGCUAAUGACAAUCUUAUUAUAAAAAAAUAAUAAUAUUUAAUAUUCAAAGUGGUCAAGAAUGACCUUUGUUGGAUGAAGCAUGGUGAAAUGUUACCAUAAAUAAUUUUAAGAAGUUACAGCUUUUAGAUUUUGUAGAUGUUAUACAAUAAAUAAAGAUUUACGCUUUAAAA
This is a messenger RNA of Tribolium castaneum (red flour beetle), 1123 nucleotides long. RefSeq names its product coiled-coil domain-containing protein 134. The record is from RefSeq and is a predicted model, not a curated record. NCBI's taxonomy places the organism in Eukaryota, Metazoa, Arthropoda, Insecta, Coleoptera, Tenebrionidae. The transcript is spliced from 2 exons. The coding region runs from base 90 to 731 and encodes 213 amino acids.